This is a messenger RNA of Pseudonaja textilis, 2359 nucleotides long. RefSeq names its product adrenoceptor beta 2 (gene ADRB2). The record is from RefSeq and is a predicted model, not a curated record. Gene Ontology annotation, cellular component: plasma membrane. Gene Ontology annotation, biological process: norepinephrine-epinephrine-mediated vasodilation involved in regulation of systemic arterial blood pressure; positive regulation of MAPK cascade; regulation of smooth muscle contraction. Lineage: Eukaryota; Metazoa; Chordata; Lepidosauria; Squamata; Elapidae. Gene Ontology annotation, molecular function: beta2-adrenergic receptor activity; norepinephrine binding.
AUCAAAAGGAGGCGAGGCGAGGCGAGGCCAGGACGCGACUUUUGUGCCGUUCAGACUGCUGGCUGCAUGAGGCGCACCAUCGCGUCCAGCCCCUGGUUCGCUUGCCAAGCCUGGUUCUUCUCUUCCAGCGGGCCAGUAGCAUCUGGGAGCAGAGUUCCUGCAAAGGUUAAGCGGACGGGGACUUUGGAACGGUCGAGCCGACAAAAGCAAGCCCAGCGGGGCAGCGCCUUCGCCAAGCAGCCCGGCGGGAUUUGCUCCUAUUUUCCGGAUCGGCCGGGACCGAGAAAAAAGAGCGAGGCUUGGUUCGAAGGCUACCUGGCGCAAUGGUGACACUGAGCCCCAUCGAUUCGGCGCACCUCACAGUGAGCGCCAACGCCAGUAACAGGCAGAGCCCGGACAAUUCCACCGCGUCCGGAGAAGGCUGGGUGGUGGGCAUGUCCAUUCUCAUGUCGUUGAUCGUGCUGGCCAUACUCUUUGGCAACGUGUUGGUGAUCACGGCCAUCGCCAAAUUCCAGAGGCUGCAGACGGUCACUAACUACUUCAUCACUUCUUUGGCAUGCGCGGAUCUCCUGAUGGGCCUGGGAGUGGUCCCUUUCGGAGCCAGCUACAUCAUUCAGCGCACCUGGAAGUUUGGGAGUUUCUGGUGUGAGUUUUGGAUCUCAAUUGACAUCCUCUGUGUGACAGCCAGUAUCGAGACGCUGUGUGUCAUCGCUGUGGACAGGUACUUUGCCAUCACUUCUCCUUUCAAGUAUCAGAGCCUUUUGACCAAAAAUAAAGCCAGGAUGGUCAUCCUCUUGGUUUGGGUCAUUUCAAUCUUGACUUCCUUCUUACCUAUCCAGAUGAAGUGGUACAGAGCCAAAGGGUUGGAUGCCAAGUAUUGCUAUUCGAAUGAGAGCUGCUGCGACUUCUUCACCAACCGGGAGUAUGCUAUUGCUUCCUCUGUCAUCUCCUUCUAUGUACCUUUGGUGGUCAUGGUUUUCGUCUAUGCCAGAGUCUUCCAGGUCGCUCAGAAACAGCUAAAAAAAAUAGACAAAUGUGAAGGACGAUUCCAUCAGCAAAAUUCCAGCCAGGAGCGAAACGCGGGAAAAGGAAACCAUAGGAAAGCAUCCAAGUUUUGCUUGAAAGAGCACAAAGCUCUCAAAACUCUGGGCAUUAUCAUGGGUACUUUCACGCUGUGUUGGCUCCCGUUUUUCAUCGUCCACAUUGUGCGAGUUAUUGAAGAGCCCUUGAUUUCCAAAAAUGUGUAUAUCUUUUUGAACUGGGUGGGAUAUGUCAAUUCUGCUUUCAACCCUUUAAUUUACUGCCGAAGCCCAGACUUCAGGUAUGCUUUCCAGGAGAUCCUCUGUUUCCGGAGGUCUGCCUUGAAAAUGUAUGUCAACGGAUAUUCCAAUAGCAAUGGGAAAAGUGACUGCAAUGGGCACCACAGUGACUAUCAUGCAAGUGAACACAAGGCUGGCCAAUGGCUGUGUGAAGAAAGAAGUCCCCCUACUGGGGAAGAGUUUGUGCAUUGCAAAGAUAUUCCUGGGUGUCCUGGAAUGGUGGAAAGUUGAGUGGACAAAGAACUCCUCACCCUUUGCCACUUGCAGAAGCUGGGGAAGAGACGAGUCCAAGUUCAGCCAUAUUUCUAUCAGGAUGGGAGAGCUACACAUUCCUUCAAAGAAGGACAAAGGAGUGAGCAGAUGGAGGAAGCCAAGACUCCAGAGUGUGAAACAUGAGGAAUCUGCAGGGAAUGAAUCAUUCUGGGACCCAACUAGGAGAAACCAAAUUCAUUGUGUGAGACUACUGCUUGAGAUUGGAUUGGGGGAACCUUCAUAGUGCAAUAAUGAAAACAUUUUCAUGGAACUGAAUCAUAUGAGUUUUCAGGAGCUGGGGAAGAGUUAAAACAAUCUUUCAUAACCCCACAGGAAAUCUCAAGGAACUAAAAGCUUGGGAAUAUGUUUUCCCAUAUUAUUCUUAGUCUACUAAUAAAAAGGACACACAACAUCAGGCUUUUUAGCUAGCAGAUUGUUAGGAUUGGAAGAAGAUCUUAGUGCAGCCCAUGAUAAGCACAAGUUUAGGAAAACAAAAAAUAGCCCUGGAACUCAUAAACAGGGAACCACUAUUAAAAUGGGUUUUACAAUGCUUUUUCAAACUAGUUUCUAUUCUUGCAAGUCUUUAGAGAGCCAAGUUGUACCACAUAGUUUCAAAAACAUUACUCAACUUUUAUUAACUUUUUAACCAACUUUUACUCAGCAUUUACAGAAUCAAUUUUUCCAUCAGUUUUCAGUGAUAAAGACUUCUGUCCACUUUCCUUUAAAGAAUAACUGAAAAAGGACAUGGUUGGAAGACAGCUCUUCUCUCUUUCUAUAUGUUUAAAUGU